AUGGUAUAUAUAGUUGAUGCGCACAUUAGAGGCAGUACGGUUCAAUUAGUACGACAUGCUCUAAAAGAGGAGACGGAAUCAAGAAGCAGGUUUCAAGGAGAUCUCAAAGGAUUUAAAGCCCCAGCGGCUACUCUGUCUCACAAGAUGCAUGUCUUUUACAAUGUUUUAAAGAAGGUAAUAGGGAAGAGAUUGUCCAGAUAUGAUGAUAAGGAGUUGGAAGACUUGGUAUUAUUCUCAGAUACACUUUUAGCUGAGGGACAUGGCAGUAUUGAAGUUAGGGAUCCUCCGACAGUAGCACAGGAAAGAAUUAUUAAAAGCUUAAUUAAAGUAAUUUUCCACCAGAUGUCUGUAAGUAAAACUGAUGAUGUUGAUCAAGGUCAGGCCAACCUUCUAUUAUCACUUUUCAUCAGUAAGAUUUACUGUGAUAAAUUUGUGGAAGCUUCCGUGAUAAUUGCGUCUCAAGGUAGAUUGAAUGACUCUGUACAUGCAGUGGUGAACCUAUCUGAGGACAUUAGCGCUUCUCGAAAAAAAUCAGUAUCUUUGAACAAAAAUUUCAACAUAAAUUUGUUUUGCUGUUUGGAGGACGUCCCAAACUUCUUCCAGGAGAGUAAAUUGUUAUCAGAAGAGUUCGACAAGAUCGAUUUAGAUGGUGAAGAAGAUUCUGAAGGUGAUACUUUAGGUACAAGUCUAAUACCAUCAGGAAUCAUGAGCCAUUUACCACUGUCGAGACAAACUUUAUCACAGACGAGAGUAACAUUACUACCAUCAAGGGAACUCGAAGGUCUGUGGGAAUCACUUUAUUUCGAUGACAGAAUUAAACAACGAAUGUACAGUUAUGCGACCAUUGCCCUAAAAAUUGCAACUUUUACGAACGCGGCUAAUGAAAACGGAUCUAGCGCAUUUGCCAACAAUAAGCUUUUACUUGUGCAGGGACCUCCAGGAACUGGUAAGACUACCAUCUGCAAGGCAUUGUGUCAAAAAUUGUCUAUUCGUAAAGAUUUCUCCUCUGAUGUUGACCCUAUCAGUAACAAUUAUAAAGGUGUUGUUAUUGAAAUCUCAUGUUCCCGAAUCUUCUCCCGAUGGUUUGGGGAAUCAUCGAAAAAUCUGGCCACUAUAUUUGCAGAUGUGGAAAAUCUGUUAAAAUUUCAUCAAGAGGAUUGUUCAUUUGUUUGUCUUUUGAUAGACGAGGUGGAAGCCAUUGCAUUUUCAAGAAAUAGUCUAAUGAACAAAAACGAAUCAACUGAUGGCGUCAGAGUUGUUAGUACCCUCUUAACUCAAUUAGAUUUACUGAAAAAAUACAAUAAUUUUUUAGUAUUGGCCACUUCUAACCUUGUGGAAUCGUUAGAUCCUGCUUUUAUCGAUAGAGCCGAUGGUGUGUUCUAUAUCGGUAAUCCUUCAAAGGGUGGUAUUGCCAAAAUAUUAACAUCGAGUCUGGAUGACUUAAUUUCAAAAAAGGUACUUUUAUGUGAAGAGCCCAAAUCUACAAUGGAAAAUCCCAUUUACAAAGAAGCAUUAAUGACAAUUGCAGAGAAAUGUUCAGUAUGUUAA
This is a messenger RNA of Zygosaccharomyces rouxii, 1548 nucleotides long. RefSeq names its product Pch2p (gene PCH2). The transcript has a single exon. Gene Ontology annotation, cellular component: nucleus; chromosome. Gene Ontology annotation, molecular function: ATP hydrolysis activity; ATP binding. Gene Ontology annotation, biological process: meiotic recombination checkpoint signaling; reciprocal meiotic recombination. The record is from RefSeq and is a predicted model, not a curated record. NCBI's taxonomy places the organism in Eukaryota, Fungi, Ascomycota, Saccharomycetes, Saccharomycetales, Saccharomycetaceae. Bases 1 to 1548 code for a protein of 515 amino acids.